AUGGGGCGGAUGCGGCGGUUCGCUGUGCUCUGCGCGGUGGCCUUGUCGGCACUGUGUUGGGGCGGCGCCACGGCGACGAGGGUCGGAUGGGAAGGCCGAGAGGAAAACAGUCCGGGCAUGAAAUUGCGGGAUUUGAGGCUGUUGAUGGAUUCCCCAAACACAGCGGAUGAACAAGCCCUCAUUAUGGCAGCCACGGAUGGUGACUUUGAGGAAGUGGAGAGACUGCUCAACGAAGGGGUGGAUAUAGAAGUGAGGACGGCACGCGACUCUACGCCCUUGAUGCUGGCAGCUUUUAUGGGGCACUUGGAAAUCGUUGAGUUGCUCAUAGAUGAGGGUGCAAGGAUCAACAGCACUGAUAUUGAUGAAAGGACCCCCCUGCACUAUGCUUCCCAGAAAAACCACACAACCGUGGUGCAAGUCCUGCUUGAACAUGGAGCAGACCUGAACAGCCAAGGCACCAAGAUGUCUACGCCUCUCUUUGUUGCUGCACAGUCGGAUGCGACUGGAGCUCUGGACUACUUGCUUCAGAUGGAUGGUAUCGAGGUGGACCUUGACAACUUCCAGGGUUGGACGCCGCUGAUUGCGGCAGCAGACAUGGGACAUGAGGCAUCUGUUCAGCGCCUAUUGGAUGCAGAAGCUGACCCCACAGUGGCCACGAAUUUAAGGGCAACAGCUUUGCACCGUGCAGCUUUGACCUUGGAAGGCAACAGAGUUCUGCCUCUUCUGAUCGACAGAGGUGUUGAAGUUAAUGCUUUGGAUAAUGCCAAUGAUACGCCACUGGAGUAUGCUACAUGGGCUGGAAACACGCCUGCCGUUCAGAUUUUGUUGAACGCUGGAGCAAACACAAGCAUUCCUAACCGAAAUGGUAAUUUGCCAGCGGAUGCACUGUGCUUGUGCCUGGCAUCACAGAGAUGUGCUACACCAUGUGAUACCAUAACGAACAACACAAUCAUGGCCUUGCUGGAUGGGGAGAUGCCAGAACUCCGCUCACCAACACCCUUUUCGCCAACAGAUCCAGAGGAGACGCCAGAGAUCCCUCCCUUCGGUGUCAGGAGGGAGUCGCCCCAAGCAGUGGCAGCAGGCGAAGAGAUGGAAGGGGCAGGAACGGCAUUGUCGCCACUGUGGGCGACUGUCUGUUUGUCGCUCGUCGUGGGCUUGGUGUCUUUGCUGGAGCUGUGCUGA
Molecule: messenger RNA, 1182 nt
Organism: Ostreobium quekettii
Lineage: Eukaryota; Viridiplantae; Chlorophyta; Ulvophyceae; Bryopsidales; Ostreobiaceae
Source: the annotation of a GenBank genome assembly